UACAACUCGAUACAGCUUGUUAGCUGAACUCAUCGGUAUACUUACGGUUUUUUUUUUUUUCACAUUCUCUCGUAUACGUAGUACUAGUAUAUUUUAUUGUCUAGAUUCUAGUCAAAAGAGGCAAUAUCAUCAUAGCAUAGGUAGAAUUUCGUAUAGCUAAUUAACUUCAAUGACGAAGUUGAAAAAUCAUUCUAUACAUACACAAGAAUUCAAUUCCUAACAAGAAUCUUCCUCCAUCAUCCAUCUACAAGCAGGGGCGGAUGUAGUAAGGCUGGAGGGGGGGCAGCUGCCCCCAAUAAAGGCCCACUAACCCCUUCUAAUUUUUUAGUAAAUAUUAAAAGCCCAACUAUUUGCCCCCAAUUAAAAAAAUGACUUGCCCCCAAUAACCCAAGAUCUUCCAGCCCACCCCACUGAUGAAAAGAGAACAACGGAAGAAGUAAACGUGCCGCCAAACUCUCUUGUGUGCAGAAGGCUAGACGAUUGGGAAAAAUCGGCCAUUCAGCGAGUCAACGACUGAGCAUCUGAGCCUGAUUCCAACUCUUCAUUCUCCAUUUCUCCGACCUGGCGACCUCCGUUGCUCCGUGAGUUCGUUCUCUAUUUCUCCAAGCGGAAAGAGUAAAGAGCAGAAGAGACACAAUGAAGAGAUAUUGGGCUACCGUUCCUUCACCGGGUAGUUCAAAUAAUAAUGCUUCAAAUAUUGUAUCUCAAAGUUCUUCAUCAAUACCUAAACAAGUUGAUCUGGAUGAGCUUCCCUCAGAUCCCGCAAAAAGAAGGAAAAUUUCAGAGUACCAUCCUAAUCAAAGAGAUGAAAUCAGGAGAAAAUAUUUGAUUAAAGGACCUUGUCAACCACGUGGUCAUGAUUUCCCACAAAAAGAGAUUGGGAAGACUUUAAGACGCUUUAACUCUAAAUGGUUUGAUCAAUAUCCUAAUUGGUUAGAAUAUAGUAUACAAGAUGACACAGCCUUUUGUUUGCCUUGUUACUUGUUUAAAGAUCACUUUGAGAAUCGUGCUGGGAAUGAUGCAUUUGUAACCGAAGGAUUCUCAAGUUGGAAGGUCUUGGAAUUUUGUGAGAAGCAUGAAAUUUCUAUGCUUAAUAUGGAUGAGGACUUUGUUAACCCAAGGAGGCCACGUCAAAGAACUAAUAUCACUAACCGGCAUCAUUAUGAGUAUGAAUGUUUUAAUAGCAUAAUGGAUUUGCAAAUUAAUGAAUUUGAUGACCGCUUCAAUGAGGUAAAUUCUGAACUACUUCUUUGCAUGGCUUCUUUGAGUCCGAUUGAUUCCUUUCGUGAGUUUGAUGCUUCAAAGUUGUUGAGAUUGGCUGAAUUUUAUCCAAGUGACUUCAGUUGUGUGGAACACAGAAUUCUUGAGCAUCAAGUCAGUAUUUAUAUUGACAAUGUGUUAGCAGAUGAAAGGUUUGCUAGAUUGAAAAGUCUUAGUGAUCUUGCUCGAGUGAUGGUGGAUACAAGGAAACAUCUUUCACAUCCUUUGGUGUAUAAGCUUUUAAAGCUAGCAUUGACUUUGCCAGUUGCCACAGCAACCGUAGAGAGAUGUUUUUCCGCUAUGAAAAUAGUGAAGACUAACUUGCGUAAUAGAAUUGGCGAUAAGUAUUUGAGUGAUUGUCUUAUUUGUUUUAUUGAAAGAGAUGUGUUUGAAACUGUUACAAAUGAAACUGUAAUGGAUCUCUUCCAAAAGAUGAAAACUCGACGCGAACAAUUGUGAUGUAUUUGGUAAGACUUUAAUUAUUGUAACAUUAC
Cuscuta epithymum is the source of this 1754-nucleotide messenger RNA. The record is from the annotation of a GenBank genome assembly. NCBI's taxonomy places the organism in Eukaryota, Viridiplantae, Streptophyta, Magnoliopsida, Solanales, Convolvulaceae.